CUCAAGUUUGUUUCGAGUCGUGAGAGGAAAAAUCAGUUUUGACGUUUCCUCCUCUUCAUGAUAAGCUGUCACAAUUCGAAAAUACUCAUGGCCCCGAAAAUGGUAUCGCGAUUUUAGUGUAGUGCAAUAACUAAACUCUUCAUAAAAAUUCAAUCAAACUUGCGAGAUUUUUGUAUAAACAUUUUUAAAAAGAAUCCUUGUGAAAGAGCUGCUGCAUAUUACGCGCCGACAAAGGAACAAAGAACAGCAGAAAUAUUUUGGGAUAAAGAAGGGUUAUGUCCGCAACUGCAGCUACUUUGACUAAAUUCGGUGCUUCUCCCGACACUGAGAGCACACUCUGCAGGAUGUCGCGAGCCGAUCUGAAAAAUUGGCCGAUUUUUAGUCUACUCGAGCCUAGGUUCAUAGCCAAAAUUCAUAUGGCUGUGGUUUACGGUAAUUUAGGAAAUGAGGCCUUAAUUGUUUUAAAAGAUGGAGACGUUUACGCAUUAGGAAGCAAUACCGGUGGUUGUCUUGGAAUUGGAGAUUCACAUAGUACAUUGCAUCCUAAAAAAGUGGAAGCUCUUUGUGGUAAAGGAAUAACCACAUUUGCUUAUGGAAGUGGGCCACAUGUUCUUGCCUUAACAGAUAAAGGAGAGGUAUACUCUUGGGGUCACAAUGGUUAUUGUGAAUUGGGUAAUGGUUCUACAAAUCAGGGAUUGUCACCAGCCCUUGUGUUAAAUCUCAAUGAUAAAAUUAUCACUGCAAUAGCUUGUGGUAGUCAUCACUCAGUUGCUCUCACAGAAGAAGGAGAGGUUUAUUCUUGGGGUCAAAAUAAUUGUGGUCAAGUAUGCAGUGGAGUGAGUUCAAAUCAAGGGGCCCCUCGUAAAGUGAAUUCAACCUUGACUGGAAAAGUAAUCGCGUCCAUUUCAUGUGGUCAAACAUCAACUAUGGCUGUGACUGAUAUAGGAGAAGUUUAUGGUUGGGGAUACAAUGGAGUUGGACAAUUAGGCAUAGGAAAUUAUGCCAAUCAAAUGACUCCCUGCAAAGUUACAGGCUUGACUGGAACAGUAAUAGAAAAGGUAGCUUGUGGUUAUGCUCAUACACUUGCACUAAGUGAUGAAGGGAUACUGUAUGUCUGGGGAGGUAAUGGUUUUGGACAACUUGGCUUAGGUAACAAAGCGAAUGUUUGCACUCCUACAAAAUUAAAUGUACCAGAGAUGGGUAGAGUAUCAAAUAUUGCGACACUACACUACAACCAUAUAAGUGUAGCAAUGGGUCAAGGUGGUAAAAUAUUUAUGUGGGGUCAAUGCCGAGGUCAAAGUGUCAUUACUCCAAUGGCAACUCCUUUGCCGCACAUACAUGACGCUCUUGCUUGCUAUGCUACUCCAAGUGUCAUGCAUGAACCGUUAAUUCUUCAUGCAGAAGAAGAAGUUGGUAUUAUUGAGAGUUUGAAGAAUUCAUUUGAUGAUCCCACUACAAGUGACUUGACAAUUCAAGUGGAAGGAAAACCAAUUUAUGUACAUAAAUCUAUUUUAAAAAUCCGAUGCCAGUAUUUCAGAUCGAUGUUUCAAGAUCAUUGGGCAGAAAAUAAUAGAGAUGUGAUAGAGCACAGUCAAUUUUCCUACGAAGUUUACAAGUCAUUUCUGAAAUAUUUAUAUACCGACGAAGUAGAUUUGCCACCAGAAAAUGCUUUAGAACUCUUAUACUUAGCAAAUGCUUAUUUUGAACUACAACUGAAGCGACGUUGUGUACAAAUGAUCAAACAGGGCCUUACUGUUACAAACGUAGCAUUUCUUUACAGUACUGCUAUUGAAUACAACACUAAAGAACUAGAAGAUUUUUGCUUUAAAUUUGCUUUAAAUCACAUGACAUCGGUAAUCCAAACACCAAAUUUUGCUAAAUUAGAUGAAUCGACUGUGAAAACUUUUAUAAUAAAAGCGGCGCAAAUGGGAGCUUUCAAGACUUAGGGAGACACAUCAAACCAGACAGAUUUCGCAAAUAUAAUUUUCAAAUCUUGGACUAGGUUAAGCUUCAAACGAGUGUACAUAAAGUUUGCAUUUGAUAUAGUUAGAGAGACUAUUCUCGUAAUAUAAUUAAUUGUGGAAAAUAAAUUUUUUACAAAGUAAAUGUCAGUUGAAACUGAUAAAUAGUUUACAUAUGUGAAUAUUUGUUACUUUGAAUGUUAAUGUGACUGGUAACUAUGCUGUUUAUAAGAUUUUGUGAUAUGUAAGCAGUGAUAAUGUAACUCUUCAUUUCCAAAAAUUUUUGAACUACACGUAUGCGUAGAUUAAAAGAUUAGCUUUGUUUCAAAGAUAUUAAGUACUAUAUUUAUAUUUGUUACGAUAAAUUACUCACCUUUUCUUACAAAUUCCUAUUGGAAAAAUAUUCAAUCAUUUUAAACCAAAAUGAUAACCAUAAAAAGAAAUUAAGUAAUUUAUUUGUUAUGUUUAAAUGAAGAAGUUUUGUAAUUAAACUAAUAUAAAUUUUUCACAAGUAUGAAAUAGCGGGAUAUGGCAUUUAACUUUAUAUUUUAAGUUAAUAAUUUUAAACUUUAGUAAUACUUUGUUUUCUUAAAUUGUUUUAAUAUACAAUAAGUAUUAUAUCUCGUGAGUAAUACAGUUGAUGGUACAUCAAUACCCUACAGCAGAUUAUAGGUAUUUCUAUAAACAUUCGUGUAAUACACGUUUCACUGAUCCAUCAAAUUUUCAAAUGUAAUCUCGACUGUGACGAGCUUAUUUUAGUUACUAUUUAUAGUUAUAAUCUCAACGUUUAUUCCAUUAAAGCUCUUAUAUAAGGGUGCGUGUUUUUAUACUUAAUUUGUUGUUUGUUUUCUUUUUCUACUUGCCAAAUAAAAAAUUUAAAACUAUGUAAAACCAUGCCUUUGAUUUACACUUCACUGUAACAAUACCAGUAAAUUCCAAUUAGAGAAUUUAGUUCAAAUACGUAAGAUCAUUAAUAUAACUGGAUAAAUAAAAGAUCAAAACAAUUUUAUUUGGUACAUCAGUUUUAUUACGAUAUAUUAUAUACAAGCAGUAAAUUUCGUUUUUGUCUUUUGUCAUCGUACGACGUAUACGUCAUCUACCGUAUAUUGUUCUUUUUUCUCAUUUUUGUAUAAUUAGCGAUAAUUAAAUACUCAGCUUACAUCAUUGAUAAUUCUCUCGGGCUUUUUGCACACAUUUUUUUUAUUAUAAUAUUAAUACCUCCACGAAAAAACAAAAAAAACCAUUUUUCUCACGUGCCAUUAAAUACGUUUAUCUUUUUUUAUUCGUUUCAUCAGUUUUUUAUAUCUUAUUUUCAGUUUUUUCUUUAGUAGUAACAAAAAGCUUCGUUAAAAAAAUAAAAAAACAGCUAAAGUUACUUGUAGAGUUGUCACUCUGCAUAAUACAGGGGCGCCGCGAGUACGUGUAUAGUGUAUAUAGGUGUAUAGGUAUGUUUGUGUAGAUAAGUGAGACUGCAAUGCGCUUUUUUCGUUUUUUAUUCGCUCUCGAGACAGAAGGAAAAGCACGCCGCAUGGUCAUCGUUAUUCAUUUAUUUUAGAGUAAAAAAUCAAUGUGAGGAAUCGAUAUCUUUAUUUAUUCUUUCUAAAAAAAACGAGGCGUGCUUUUCGAUCCAAAAGCUCGCCAGGACCGCAAGAAGUGAUGUUAAUCUUUCUUCUUUUUCAUUUUCUUUUUCUUUUUUAAUAAUUUUCCUUCUCGUCCGCCAUCACCGACUAAUCAGCUAUGAUAAUUAAUUAAAUUUAAUUGAUUAGAGCGUAUUUAGGCCUGCGGGCUACUUUUUUUUAUUUUCGGGAAUCUGCGAGUCCCGGCGAUCAAGUGUACAUGUGAAAACUCUCACUCUUAUACAUUUACAAGACAGAAUAAAGGUAGAAACGAGAAGAGAACAAAAAAUGAAAACAAAAAAUUACUGUGUCGAUACUCAUCACCUCCAUCUUCAUUUUAAUCGUUUUAAUUUUAACGAUCCUUGCGAUAUUAUAUAUAUUUUUUUGUUCGCUAAUCAACAUAUAUAUCGGAACAUCUUUUGAUAUCAAUCUAUAUGUAUAUGUACAUAUAAAACCUCGUGUUUACAAUAUACUCUUUUUUUUAAUAAGAGAGAGAGAUUAUGCAAAACAAAUCAUAUGUAUAGAACACUUUUGCUCACAAAAAAUCGAUGAUAGGCGUAUGCCUGUGUGCGUAUACAAAGUUUGAACUUUAUACAGACACAGGACGAUUACGUUUGCCUUACAAUGUGCUGAUAUUAGAACAGUGAUACGCGCGCUUGAUUUACUUUUUUUAUAAUGCUAUGCUCAGCCUAUCGAAACAUUUACAAUCGUUAUGCAAUCAAAGAACCAACGAAACAUCACAUUAUUUAUGUUCGUCUAAAAUAACAGGUAAAUCAUAGUAAAUUUUAUGAAAAAACAAAACGGAAAACAGAACAACGUAUUCAUAUGCUAGGAUCAUUCGCUUGUUUUGCCCACGAGUAUAUAAUUCACUACAAUAACAGACCAUCAUUUUAUAACACAAUUUAUUCAAUAUAGCAUAUAUAAAAUCACCUAAGUACAACAUUAAACUCUUUCAACUCAACCUUUGACUUGUUCUUUUUUUGUAUUAUUUUGUUAAUAUCUUUUUUCUUUAUUAUCUACGUACGAUGCAAAAACAACGAAUAGAAUAUAUAUCGCAGAGGAUCGUUGCGACGAAUAAUAGCAUCAUUAUAUAUAUAUUUGCCUGUAUAACAUUUUUUUUAUUUCACUUCGUAGUCUGACGAUUGUGUGUGUGUGUUUUGUUUUGCGCGUGUAAUGCAUUUUUGCCUUCUUAUUUUAUUUUAUUUUUUUUAUUAAAUCUAUGGAGACUUGAUUUUUGUUUGUUGCACACGUAUUUGACCAAAUGCUCUCGAAGUUGUAUUUAUGUGUGUUGUUUUAAAGCAUCAGUAUACAACCUUGUUUCUUUAUUAUUUAUCGAUUUAGAGUCUCUUUUUUUGGACUUUAUCGAAUUAAUUGGGAUUGUUCAUAUUUUUUCCAUCUCUAUUUGCCCAUUUACCGUCAUGUACGCUCGAUCGAACAGCGUUGUUUAUUUAUUUUUCCCGUCGUUCGCUCGUUUCUUUUCGACGACUUUUCGCAGGAUGCCUCGAUCGACGAGCGAAAAAGAAAAUGAACAGAGGUUUGCAGGAGGUGUAUAUAUAUUUAUAUAUAUUAGAAGACAGGUAAUAUCUACCCGCGUGGCCGCACGAGGAUAAAACGCGCCAUGCCGAAAAAUCGAUAAGAGCUCUCUCUCUCUCUCUCUCUCUCUCUCUCUCUCUCUCUCUCUCUCUCUCUCUCUCUCUCUUCGUCUGCGCGUUAUUCUUUUAUACAAGGUGAGGCAUUUUUUUCGGAUCAUGCGAGUUUUAUUUAGUUGGUAAUUGAUUCCCACAAUACAUACGUCUUCGUAACAAACAAACAGUUAUUUGUAUUAGCAAAGAAAGGUGUGUGAAGAAAAAUUUGUCUCGAUUCCAAACAUAGAAAAUGCAUAAGCGUAAGUGUAUAGAAACUUCGAGAAAUCACGAAAAAAUCCAUAUCCGAGCUCUAGUUGUAUAAGCGCAUUGAAAGAAAGCGGAAAUUGUAGGCUCAAACAUUUGCUAAGGAAAAUGUUAAGAGCUCUUUAGCUCAAUUCUUCCCUCUCUCCCGACGUAGAAAAUCAAAUAGAAAGGCGGAGCGCGGAUGAAAAUAUUUUUCCGACCAAACUUGAAAGGGUCGAUUUCAUUUUCCACGAGUAGAUCGGUCACUAUCUUUUCUUCCUCCUUUUUCUUUUUAAAAAGAAUAAAAAGAAAAAUCGACGUCUUACAUGCUGGCGAAAGCAUCUUUUACGGCUCAACAUCGCGUUUUAAUGAGCAACGCUCGGUUUCGGAAAUGAUGCCUGUGAGACGAACGAUCAUCAGACGAGAGAAAAGAAAUCAUUUACGAACGAAUACUUUCAAUUACAGUCUCUGUAUAGAAGAGAAGAAACCUAACGAUGUCGUUAGCUAUAUAUAUUUAUCAUACAAUUUGGUCGUUAUUACUUGGGCGAUAUAACGAGUUGAUGGGGGAGAAAGGAAAAUCUUUGGAGCUAAGCCAAGGGAGUACAAACAAUGAUGAGAGAGAGAGAGAGAGAGAAAGAGCGACCUGCCAAGUUUUCUGCCAAAAGUCGUCGAGUUCGUUAGCGCUGAAAGCCUCGCACUUCUUUAUUUUCUUCGUCGUAGUCUUUUUUUAUCCUUUUUCUUUUCUUUUACUUUUUUGUUGCUGGCGGAGAGGACCCUUUUUAUAUGCCUAAUAUAUAUGUAUAAUAAUAUAUAUAAUGUAUAUAAUAUAUAAUAUAGAUUUAUAUAUAUACAGGGUGGCCCAUUUUAAGUGAUCCACUCAGAUAUCUAGAUUGGAGUGAAUUUUA
Messenger RNA from Phymastichus coffea, 6350 nucleotides. RefSeq names its product RCC1 and BTB domain-containing protein 1-like. NCBI's taxonomy places the organism in Eukaryota, Metazoa, Arthropoda, Insecta, Hymenoptera, Eulophidae. Bases 276 to 1946 code for a protein of 556 amino acids. The transcript is spliced from 11 exons. The record is from RefSeq and is a predicted model, not a curated record. Gene Ontology annotation, molecular function: protein binding.